This is a messenger RNA of Pseudozyma hubeiensis SY62, 2292 nucleotides long. RefSeq lists its product as hypothetical. NCBI's taxonomy places the organism in Eukaryota, Fungi, Basidiomycota, Ustilaginomycetes, Ustilaginales, Ustilaginaceae. The transcript has a single exon. Gene Ontology annotation, molecular function: FAD binding. The coding region runs from base 1 to 2292 and encodes 763 amino acids. The record is from RefSeq and is a predicted model, not a curated record.
AUGGCACAAAGCGAUGCUCAAACCAGCACCUCGACCGCCGUCACAGAUGGCAACAUCAAGGAGUCGUACUGCGAUGUGCUCGUCAUCGGUGCUGGGCCGGCUGGGCUCAUGGCAGCCAACUGGCUGGCUGUCCAAGGUCUAGGAGCGUCCGUUCGCAUCAUCGACAAGCGAAACGACAAGAUCUUCAACGGUCAAGCCGACGGUCUGCAAUGCAGGACCCUCGAGAUUCUCCAAAGCUUCGGACUGGCCGAGGACAUUUGGCGCCAAAGCAACCGCAUGAUCGAGAUUCGAUUCUGGAACCCAGGACCUGACGGCCAACUGCAGAGGACGGGUAGGAUCCCGGACACCAUCCCUGGCAUCUCGAGGUGGCAGCAGUGCGUGCUUCAUCAGGGUCGCAUCGAGAAGGCGUUCCUCGACAGCAUCGCCAAGCACUCGAACAAUAAGCUCAGCGUCGAACGCGCUGUCCUGCCAGAGACUCUGACCGUCGACGAGUCAGCCAUCGAUGAUGCUAAAGCCUAUCCUAUCCAGGUCGAGGUUCGUAAGCUUUCCGAGGAAGAAGCCACGCCCACCCAGAUGGGCAAGAGCAUUCCCAACGGCCUGUUUCGCUCGUCGUUGGCCCCUGACGAUUCGCCUACAGCUGCCAGCAAUGCCCAUGUGGAGCCCGGAAGUCGGGAGCGCAUCCAUGCUAAGUAUGUGAUCGGAUGCGACGGCGCCCACUCGUGGACCCGCCGUCAGAUGGGAAGCAAGAUGGAAGGAGAUCAGACGUCCUUCAUCUGGGGCGUGCUGGACGCAGUGCCCAUCACUGACUUCCCCGAUGUACGCAAUCGCUGUGCCAUCCAUUCUGCCGAGUCCGGAAGCAUGAUGAUCAUCCCUCGUGAAGAUGGGCUGGUCCGCUUCUACAUCCAGGUCUCGGAGCUCAACAAGGGCGUCGAUCGCUACAACAUCACGCCCGAGAUGAUCCUCAAGACGGCCAAAGCCAUCAUUGCUCCGUACAAGCUCGACAUUGGAGAGGGGGAUCUGGACUGGUGGACCGCCUACGUGAUUGGCCAACGUACUGCCGAAAAGUUUUCGCUCCACGACCGCGUUUUCAUCGCCGGUGAUGCAUGCCACACCCAUUCGCCCAAAGCUGGUCAAGGUAUGAACACUUCGAUGCAAGACACGUACAACCUCACGUGGAAGAUUGCCUCGGUGGUCAAAGGUGUUUCGCCGCGAAGCAUCCUGCCUACGUACGAGAUGGAGCGCAAGCAAAUCGCUCAGGACCUCAUCACGUUUGACCACAAAUUCAGCCGUCUCUUCAGCGGCAAGCCUGCUAAGGACGAAGCAGAUGCUGCUGGUAUCUCGAUGAGCGAGUUUCAGCGGGCGUUCGAGGCGGGCAACCGCUUCGCGUCCGGUUUGUCUGUCAACUACCAGCGAUCGCUGCUCACGGUCAAGCCAGAAGGUAGCAGCCAGACAGCUGUGGAAGGCGGAACCGUCGUUAGCCAUAGUGAGGUGGAAGCACCUGCUGACGGCGUGAUCAGCGACGCUGGUCUUUCUGCAGAAUCGGCAGGAGAGACUCGCAUAGAGUUGGGCAAACGCUUCAACACUGCUCAAGUCGUGUGCCACGCUACCGCUUUGCCUUACGAGCUGGCUGAUCGAAUCGUCUCGGAUGGUCGAUGGCGUGUGGUCUACUUCUGUGGCGACAUCCGCAAUGCCGAGUGCAAGAACGAGAUGCAAUGUUUGGGCGACUACCUGGUGGGGCAACUCUUGCCCAUGUUCACACCGAAAGACCAAGAUCCCGACUCGGUCGUCGAGGUGUUGACUGUCUCUGCCACGCCGCGUGCCGAGAAUGAGAUGCAGGACUACCACGAAGCUCUGCGUCCGUCUACAACUCGACACCACCGCGCCACAGACGAUGGAACCUACAACUUCUCUCCCGACUACCAUAAGAUCUUUGUCGACGACGACACCUACCACGAAGGACAUGGACAAGCGUAUGAGAAGUACGGAGUUGCUAAGGAUCGAGGUACGCUGGUGGUGAUUCGACCAGACGGAUACGUUUCCCUAUUGAUCGAAGCUCGACAGUACGAACAGCUGGGCGAAUUCUUCAAAAAGGUCCUGCAGCCACCCAGUGAGCAUUUGACUCAUCAGCAUACUCGACUGAGACGCGAGCAGGCUAAAUAUAUGCUGGUUGAGGACGAGAAGCAAGUCAAGGCCAAGCUGCCAGCUCGAUCGGGUCUGCCGACCAGUACGUUGGCGUCUGCUCAUUCGCAAAAGAACACUCAAGGAUUCGCUGCGCCCGCUGCUGCCAUGUAG